This is a messenger RNA of Trifolium pratense (red clover), 2526 nucleotides long. RefSeq names its product cation/H(+) antiporter 15-like. Bases 1 to 2526 code for a protein of 841 amino acids. NCBI's taxonomy places the organism in Eukaryota, Viridiplantae, Streptophyta, Magnoliopsida, Fabales, Fabaceae. The transcript has 3 exons. The record is from RefSeq and is a predicted model, not a curated record. Gene Ontology annotation, cellular component: endomembrane system; membrane. Gene Ontology annotation, biological process: regulation of pH; proton transmembrane transport. Gene Ontology annotation, molecular function: antiporter activity.
AUGGAAAACACAACAAUGUUAGCACCGUCCAAUGUUUCAGACAUAUCAAUAAUUUGCUAUACACCAACCAUGACAACAACAAAUGGUGUAUGGCAAGGUGAUAACCCUUUAGAUUAUUCUAUUCCUCUCUUUGUUUUGCAAAUAACCUUAGUUGUUCUUGCCACACGUUUCUUUGUUUUUAUCCUCAAACCCUUUCAUCAACCUCGUGUCAUUGCUGAAAUCCUGGGUGGAUUGCUAUUGGGGCCAUCAGUGCUUGGUAGAGAUGAAAAACUAGCAAAUAUGAUAUUUCCUCUAAAAAGUGCAAUGUUUUUAGAAACAAUGGCAAACAUAGGCCUGAUAUACUUUCUGUUCCUAAUUGGUUUAGAGAUGGACAUUUCUAUUGUGAAACGAACCGGGACAAAGGCGGUGUCCAUUGCCGUUGCUGGUAUGGUAUUGCCCUUAAUUGUUGGUGUUGGAAUCUCCUUUUCCAUGAGUGGUAAAAAUGAAAAUACAAAUGAAAUUAGCUAUAUUCUCUAUAUUGGUAUUGUUCUAUCUGUCACCUCCUUUCCCGUGCUUACUCGAAUGCUUGCUGAGCUCAAACUCAUCAACACUGAGCUAGGCAAACUUGCCCUUUCAACUUCCCUCAUCAAUGAUGUGUGUGCUUGGUUUUUACUAGCUCUAGCUAUUGCUUUAUCAGAGCAAAAUUCAAGUACUUGGGCUUCUGUUUGGGUUGUAGUGUCAAAUAUGUUGUUUGUAGCUUUCUGUUUUUUUGUUGUUAGGCCAUCAGUUACUUGGUUGAUCAACAGAACUCCUGAAGGAAAACAGUUUAGCGAGUUCCAAAUAUGCGUUGUACUCGUCGGUGUUGCGAUCUCAGCUUUCAUUACAGAUGUUAUUGGAACACAUUCUAUUUUUGGUGCUUUUGUUUUUGGAUUAGUGAUUCCAAAUGGUCCACUUGGAGCUGCUAUAAUUGAAAAGCUAGAAGAUUUUGUUUCAGGGCUUUUACUCCCACUUUUUUAUGCUAUCAGUGGACUUAAGACUAAUAUUAGCUUAAUCCAUGGAACUGGUUCAUGGUCAUUUGUAUUCACAAUCAUUCCUCUUGCUUGUUUCGGCAAGGUCAUCGGAACUCUCAUUAUUUCAGUCCUUUUCGACAUACCAACCCGUGAUGGUGUUGUUCUUGGUUUACUUAUGAACACCAAAGGUCUUAUUGAAAUGAUUGUGCUCAAUAUUGGGAGGGAACAAAAGGUCUUGGGUGAUGAAAUAUUCUCAAUCAUGGUUGUUGCAACACUUAUAAUGACAGCAACAGUUUCACCUAUUGCGACAUUAAUCUAUAAGCCAAGGAAAAGAUUGAUACCUUACAGAAAGAGAACAAUGCAAAGUACAAGAAUUGAUGCAGAGUUAAGGGUGUUGCUUUGCAUUCAUGCCCCUAGAAAUGUCCCUACCAUAAUCAAUCUUCUAGAAGCAACAUACCCAAACAAAACGUCUCCAAUAUGUGCUCAUGUUCUCCACUUAGUCGAACUCACCAAUCGAGCUUCAGCCAUGCUUGUUGUGCAUACCAGUAGACAAUCAGGAGGCCCAGCACUGAACAAAACACAAGCACAAACCGAACACAUCAUCACCGCAUUUAAGAACUUUGAGGAACACGUUGGUUAUGUCUCGGUUCAACCUUUGACAGUUGUUUCCCCUUACCCAACCAUGCAUGAAGACAUAUGCAUUUUGGCAGAGGAAAAAAGGGUAGCCACCAUCAUCAUUCCUUUCCAUAAACAACAAACAGUUGACGGAGACAUGCAAGAAACAAACCCUGCAUUGAGACUGGUUAACCAUAACUUAUUACAAAGCUCACCUUGCUCAGUUGGGAUACUUGUCGAUAGAGGCCUUAAUGGAUCCAAUCGGUUAACUGCAAACCAAGCAUCUCACCGGGUUGCUGUGUUAUUCUUCGGUGGACCGGAUGAUAGGGAAGCAUUAUCGUAUGGAUGGAGAAUGUCAAGGCAUCAAAGAGUUUUUCUCACUGUGAUGCAUUUCAUUCCAGGAAAGGAUGUGGCUGAAUUGAAGACCAACAAUGAUCAACUAGACGAUGAAAGAAGUAUAAUUUCAAACCAAAUAGACGAGGAGUGUAUUAAUGACAUAAAGAUGAUAGCUGCAAGUGAUGACUCAAUCAAGUACAUAGAGAAGGUUGUGAGUAAUGGAGAGGAAACAGUUUCAGCGAUAAGAGAAAUGAACAAUGUCAAUGACUUGUUUAUAGUUGGGAGAGGUCAGGAAAAAGCUUCGGCAUUAACCGAAGGGUUGACAGAUUGGAGCGAAUGUCCUGAGUUAGGAGCCAUUGGAGAUUUGUUAGCUUCUUCAGAUUUUGAAACAAGUGCUUCAGUUCUUGUGAUGCAUCAAUAUGUUGGACAAGGGCCGGAUGGAGAGGACAUUCUUGUAAAUGAUAAACCUUGGCAAUCAAGUGAUAACUUUAAUUCCUUGAGAGAAAAAACCAGAUGUCAACAACAAAGGGGAAGAUAUGUAGCGGUGUCAACGGUGGCAAAUAAUCUAGGACCCCAAUAUUUAUAA